AUGUAUCCAUACACUCGGCACCAGGAUGGUGGCUUUCCUCCUCCUCCUGACAGGAGGCAAUCAAGCGAGCAGGGAUUGGUAGCCAUGCCACAAAGAAGCGACAAGGAAAAUGCCAGCGAAAACCUCAAUCCGCAGUAUUUGCGACGUGCUAGUACUGGCAAAAACAAUACAACGAGCCGACUGCCGUUUGUGAACCAUGGCAGCUCUUCCAUUCGCCGCAAUGACAGGAGCAUGGACCGAACUCUUUCAAGUGUUCUGGACUAUUCUUCAACCAAUACUCUUGUUCCGACUCCAGCUUUCAUUCCUUCCGUGCCUCUAAAUCAUAUGGCAAACAUUCCCAGAGUGUCGCAUAACAUUUACAGCAUUCAACAUGGUGGCUCUUUCUCGCACUCAGAAGGUUCCAGUGAAAACAGCUUGUUUCCAGACAGCUUUUCACUUGCCGGUGACAGCAUUUUACCAGACGACCCACCAGUGAACAAUCUGAAUGUAAAAGUCUUUGAUAGCCUGGACCACUUUGCACCACCAUCAAGUUUCACUGGCGUCCACAACACACAGUCAACGGCCACUCGACCUCCGCGAGACCGAGGCAACGAUGCGCCUCGAGCUCAUCCGAGCUAUGGCACGAACCAGUCUUUUCAGAAAGAUUUACCGCGUCUUGAUCCUUACCCACAACAGCCAUUUGAAAAACUCUUUCAAGAUGAAGGCAGCGAACAAGCUCUUCCGGACAUGGGAUCGCUUCGAAACCUUGUCGUGACCGCGUUGGAUCCAUCCGAGUUUCUUUCCACUGGAAUGAAGUUUCGCGAAGAUGGCACACCGUAUUUUGACGACGAUACAAGUUGGAGUGUGUCUGCUAUGCUUCGGAUUUAUCUCUACAAUCCAGUUUAUCCUGAAUUCACAUCGAUGCAACAGUUUACGUGGGCUGUCAUUAUCGGCAUUACUAUGGGAGUGUUCACAGCAACAUGGAAGAUGCUGAUUGAACAAUGUGUUGAAUUUGUGUGGAAAGAUAUCCCAACGAUGCUAUUAAAGAAGGGAUACUUUACUAGUAUUGACGGAGGCUUUCCCAUCUACCAUUACAUGUGGAUUUGUCCCAGCAUUAUGGGGGCUGUACUUUCCUACAUUUCUGCAUCACUUCCAACUCCAAUCCCUGGACAGAAUGAAUGGAUAAAUAGCCUCCACGCUCGUGGUAUACAAGGAUAUGAUACCUUUUGGCAGCUCUUUCUUCUGUCGACUGCGGGGAUGUCAUCAGGGCUUAGUCUUGGCCCUGAAUUACCCCUGGUUCUUGCAGCUGGAAUGUUUGGAUCGUGGCUGGGGGUGCUGUGUAAGCAGUCUAUGCUUCAAGCUCGAGUAUUGAACCUCACUGCUGCAUCUGCAGCCGUUGGAGGAUUCUUUGGAUUUCCGAUGGCUGGAGCUUUGUUUGUUCUGGAGAUUCCUCAUAGGAUGGGGUUGCAGUACUUUGAAGCUCUAUCCCCUGCCACGAUUGCCUCUAUCGUUGCAGUACUAACGAAUCGGCUCGUUACAGGAAACGACGUGACAGGCUACUACGAAUACCCCUUCUUGAAUGAGACUUUGCCAAGCGAAAUUUUCACCAGUGCCAUUAUCUUUGGUCUUUUUGGAGCAGCAGUUGGUAUCAUGUAUGCCAAGGCUGUGAUGAAGCUGAAGCAUAAUAUUCAUGAGAUGUUUCAAGGUACUUGUACGUCAUCAAGACAACAAAACCACCGACAUCCUUCGGCACAGACAGCAUCAGUUUCCGAGAGUUUACCACUUGUUAGAGGGCCAUCGACUGAAAAUGUAAUUUCAAAUCAAUCAGUGGAUAGCCCCAAUGCAAAUACAAGGCGUCUCAAAAGUAAACGCGCAGCGGCUACUGGAGCAGUUGCUGGAAGCUUGGUUGGUCUGACUUCUAUGUUUAUACCACACGUCAUGUUUUGGGGCGAGGCUCAGCUACAAACAUUAAUCGAUAAAGGCCGGACCCCAUUACCUGUUUUUGGGCGGGGCGAUGAUCCUUCGGCAGGCCUUGUUUCCCUCGGGUAUUGUAUUGAAAGCAACAAUGAUUCAAACGAAGGUAACGGUUUCACUCUGGGGUGUUCAAUUGCUAUUGCUCUAGCAAAGACUUUUGUAACUGGAUUGAGCCUUGGGACUGGGAUUGUCGGUGGACAUUUCUGGGGACCGCUUUUCGUUGGGUGCGCCAUGUCACACUUUUUAACUGACUUUGUGGCCCAAAUCUCAAGAAGUGUUGGCCUAUCAACAAGCCUUUCGGCCUACCCAUGCGUCGCUCUCUUAUGCAUCAUGGGUAGCACACACGUGGUUACCUUUCGAGCACAUAUCGCAAUCAUUUUGAUCUUGACUUUGACUAUUGAUGCAUUCAAUCCAGAAGGUGAUGGUGCUGCAGGAAUUAAAGUUGCGGGAGACUACUCUGCUGUUUUUCCACUGUUGACAGUGGCAGUCUUCGUUUCUUGCCAAAUUUCUCGAAGAGUUGUAUUCUACGACAAGCAACGAAGCCGAGGUGAUAUUAUGGCGACACCGGAGGUACUUUGCGAACCGGGCAAGGAAGGGAGGCCAUUCGUCAUCGAUUACGAAGUACAAGACAACGACAUUUUGGGGUCCGAGUCAGAAGCAGAGUCUGACCACAUUGUCGAUGAGGUAUCAGAGUCAAGUAGUGAAGUCCUCGACCACAUAGGAGACGUAAGCGUAUCUCGAAUGACGAUCGAGGCAGACUUCGAUGCAAAGAGCAAACGUUUUCGAAAGGAAUCGACCGAAAACCGCCUACCACCGAGACACCGUGAUCUCGUGGCUCAACCCGCAGAACCAAGCAAAAGGGCAGUCACAGACCUUCAAAAUAGAGGCCCGCCAUCAUGGAAUAAGAACUUGGAUGGACUAGACAAGAUAUUGAGCACGGACACGCCGCCGGUCCCUACCCCUCCUGCACAGAGGAAGAAUCACCGUCGAACCAGAAGUGAACCUGUGGAAAUGGAAGUGUUAGCAAGAAAGGCUUUCAGUCAAAGAAAUGAUAGUGGCAAAAUGUCUCGAAGAUCGAGUUUGAAACGAGUCGAAAGCUUCGGUCAAGUGGAUCAGGAACAACCAUCACUUCUCGACCAAGCUCGCAGACGCUGCGCUUCAUACGCCACGGCUGAAACAAGUCAGAAGCUGAUGCAAAAGCAAAUGACGCAGCCGAUGAGGAAGCAUUCUCGGUAG
Messenger RNA from Cylindrotheca closterium, 3189 nucleotides. The record is from the annotation of a GenBank genome assembly. NCBI's taxonomy places the organism in Eukaryota, Bacillariophyta, Bacillariophyceae, Bacillariales, Bacillariaceae.